Molecule: messenger RNA, 6814 nt
Organism: Galleria mellonella (greater wax moth)
Lineage: Eukaryota; Metazoa; Arthropoda; Insecta; Lepidoptera; Pyralidae
Gene: Patr-1
Product: bromodomain-containing protein DDB_G0280777
Exons: 17
Coding region: 117-3350 (1077 amino acids)
Biological process (GO): P-body assembly; deadenylation-dependent decapping of nuclear-transcribed mRNA
Cellular component (GO): P-body
Molecular function (GO): RNA binding
Source: RefSeq, a predicted model, not a curated record
CAUCUAACGGCUGUAAAGACAAAACUAAAAUGUCAUGGCCGCCAUCAUCAUUGCGACAUAGUACGUGCAUCGUGACAAGACAUGUCAUUUAUGUUCAUGAUUUAUGAAAAAUUCCAAUGGCAGAUUCUUUCUUCGGGUUCGAUACUUCGUUCUCGAACCUAAAUGAUGACGAUGGUGGUGGAGAGCCUUCUGAGGACGAGUAUGAUGCUCUCAACGAUGAGACGUUCGGCCAGGACUCUGAGGAGUUGGACUGGGAAGUGGAACACGAGACCCUCGCGCAGCAGCUGGAGAGCAAUAGGAGAAACAACAGUGGCAUCGAUGAGACAGCCAACACUCAACUUGAGGCAUCUUUAUCGCAGCUAGUGCUGGACGACACUGACUCGCCGCAUUCCCGCGCUUUCGGCUCCUCAGUCUGGAGACAUGAUCUGUCCUUCCCAAGUGCUCCCACUCCGGUACCAGCUAUUAAAAAUGUCUGCACGGUCGAAGAGUUGGAGCGGCAGCUUCGCCAGAAGCAGAUGUCACAACAGCAGCAGGCUUUUAAUAAUCAGUCUUACUUCCAGCCAAGGUUUCCACCAGUCAUCCUGCAACGACCACCGGGCCUCCAAGCUCCAGUGCCGCUACCUUUUGCCCCUCAACAAACAAUGACACAUAAUUUAAAUCAAAUAAACCAGCCCCUCAAUAAAGUUAUCGGCCAAAAUAACCAAUUAAACCAGAUGACGCAACAAAACUUGAUGCAGAACCAUUUGAGUUCUAAUGUUAACCAGUUGGGGCAAAAUUUAAACCAACUGGGACAAAAUAUGAACCAAUCGGGCCAAAACGUCAAUCAGUUCAUGCAAAACGCGAACCAUAUUGCUAACCAGUUUCAAAACAACCAAAUGGGACAGAGCAAUAUAAUUAAUCAGUUGUCACAAAAUAUGCAGAAUGUCCAUCAAUUAUCUCAGAGCAAUAUGCAAAUGCAGAAUCAAUUAGGUCAAAAUCAAAUCAGUCAGAACCAGCUGUCCCAAAAUGUCAACCAAUUGGGACAGAAUGUUAACUUGACGCAAAAUAUGAACCAAAUGAGUCAAAAUGUCAACCAAUUAGGUCAAAGUAUGAACCAAAUGGGUCAAAGUGUCAGUCAACAAAUGAGCCACAAUGUAAACCAAAUUGGCCAGAAUGUAAACCAGAUGGGACAAAAUCUAAAUCAAAUGGGACAAAAUGUGAACCAAAUGAAUCAAAACGUAAACCAAAUGGGGCAAAAUCAAAUUAAUCAAAACGUAAACCAAAUGGGACAAAAUCAAAUGAAUCAAAACGUAAACCAAAUGGGACAAAAUGUUAACCAGAUCUUGCCAAAUGGUAAUCAGUUUGGGCCAGGAAUGAACCAGUUUCCCCGUAUGAUGGGGCAACCCAGGCUGAUGGCUCCCCCGCCUGGAAUGAAUAUGCAGAGACAAAAUUUCAAUACAAGUAUGGGCCAAUAUAAUCCUAAUUUUCGUGCUCCAACAAUUCAACAAUCAAAGCCAACAGAGCAACCAUUAAACCAGAACGUGAUUAUGAAUCAACAAUUAAUUCAGCAACAACAAAUAAAAACACAAUCACCACUCAACAACAUAAAACAGCAACCGAAUCAGAAUCAAAAAUUGCAGACUCAAAAUCCGAAAUUGACGUCCAAAGUGGACCCCAAAAUGCAGAAGAGUCGCGUCUACACAUCGAAUAAUAACAAGUCUCAAUCUCAGAAUUUGACGUCUCAAAAUUUAGUUCAGUUGAUUCAGAAUACUCAUCCCAUGCUGCAGUAUAACAACAGUUUUCAUAACGCCAGUCACCAUCCCAUGUUGAAUAACAGAAACGUGUUUGGUAAUCAAUUUAUGAACAACAAUAUGGUAUUCAAUAAUCAAAGAAAUAAUGGCACAUUCAGCAAUAACAGGCAUAUGAAUGGAGAUGAGGGCAGCUCCAGUGAUGAUGAAUACGCUGGCCUCAUGACUCAGAGGGAGAAGCAGUGGCUUAUCAACAUCCAGAUGCUCCAGCUGAACACUGGCACGCCGUAUAUACACGACUUUUAUUAUACUGUGUUCCUCGAAAGGCAGGCAAAUAAGGAAAAGGAGAGUGAGGCCCAUAAGGCUAAUCAGCAGAACCAUCCUUUCUACAGCGGUGGCGUGAAGCAGGAGAGCCACGGGCACGGGCGCGAGCGGCACAACUCGCUGCGGCACAGUUCCGGCGGCGACGAGCCCGCGCCGCGUGCAUACGUGCCUGCACAGUUCGAGAACUCGCUCGGCAAGCUGCAGUGCGGCAGCGUGACGGCGCCGCGCAAGAUCAUCGACGUAGAGGUGGUGGCCGCUGACGGCCCGCCCGGCUCUCGCGCUCCCAGCAGGGCGUCCACCCUCAACCACAACCACAACCCUGCUGAGGUGCCGCGAGAGUUGAAGAGGACGAAGCAAUUAUUAUUGGACAUUGAAUCUUUAUAUUUAGUGCUGCUUAGGUUAGAAGAAUUGAACGAUCCACUGGCGAUAUCCAACGCGCUCAUAAUGAAGGAAAGAGAAGAGAAACAGAAGCAGCUAGAGGCAGCGCAGAAGGAGGCCGAGAACGAGCAAGAGGAGGACUCGAACGUGUUCCUCAGGAACAUCGAGUCUGUACAGCGGAGGCCCAAACAGGACAGUCCCAAGAGCGAGAGUAUCGAUAAGAGACAGGUGGUAAAUUUAGCAGUGAAUCAGAAACCGACUCCUGUGAAGAACCUUCUGGACGAGGAUAAGGAUGAACUUAUGAAUAAGAUGUUCGCUGGGCUGCUCCACGGGGAUAGACUGGCUCAAAUGCUCACCGUAAGGAAGGGCAGGGCGCUGGUGCGGCGGUUCGCGGCGCGCGCGUGGCCGCACGCGCGCUGCCGCGUGCUGUGGGCGCGAGUGCUGCGCGCGCUGCCCGCCGCCGCGCGCCGCGCCGACGCCGGCCUCGCGCCGCUCGCGCCGCACUACCGCCGAUAUAUACAAAACCAGACUGGCUGGUCGGCCGUCUUGGAGUCGAGCAGUUUGCUAUCGGAAGCGCUGGAUCCAGCAAGAACACCAUACGCCCUCACUACAGCCUUUACGCUGAGCUGCGUGUGCGCCCUCGUCGAGAAGGCGUCCACCCUCGUCAAUACUCCGGAGGCGACGUCCUACGAGCGGCAAUGGUAUAAAUUCCUGAAAACCGUGGCGAGGUCCCUGAAAAACACAACACUUACUGUCGCCAAACCGGUAAAUCCCCUGCCAGAGACAAAACUCGUGUACCACUUGAGGCAGCUCGAGUCUAGAAGUACCAUAGAGAUCCUGCAGAGGGGGAAAACCGCGGCGGAGUUCGCGGAUCUGACGAAAAAUGAUGUCUCCGAACAGUUAGUUAAGCAUCUGUGUUGAUGACUAAUUGUUAGAUAAAUACUGGCCACAUCGACGGUGGUAACUUGACUAGAAUAUGAAGAUUGGCCAAUUUGCAUGUUGGCCAUAUUAAUCUGAUACUUGGUAAGUAGGUAUUGACUAGAUUGGUUAUGGCCAUGGUCAAACGUUGGCCGCUUUUUCUACCGAUUUGACAUUAACUGGCCACUUUUUUUUUUAUUUCAAUAUCUGACCAUUUUUGUCAUUUGUCUCUCACGGUUUGGACUUGUCGUUGACUGGUUAUUGGACAAUUGGCCGACCGACUUGGAUAGUUGUAGAUACUGAUUUUGUAUUAUAAUUUGUAUGAAGUAAAAAUUUCUGCCUUAGUUGUAAUCGAUUAAAUAAUUCGAUUCGAAUAAUCGGUUCGGGUGUAUUUGUAAUAUAGUUUCAAUAAAUUCAAAUGUCCACGGCCGAUUUACCUGUUUUACCGAUUUCUGUGUAUGUGAAUUCAAUCUUAGUUAUCGAGUUUGUAGAUAAUGGUUUGGCCUAUGUGUAGUUUGGUCAAACGUUUGAACAAAUAUUGGGGGUUAGGGGGGGGGGGGGGGAUUUGUCUACUUUUUUUAUCGACUGAAAUCAAAAUGAAAACUAUUAGCAAUGAUAAAAGUGUGUAUAAAGCAAUUUCUUUUUUUUUUUUAAAUGUCUAAUUCAUGUCAUCUUUAUUGGAUUUGUAAAAAAUAAAAAAAAUAUAAAAAAGCCAAUAUUAUUAUCUAGGACGUCAUUUGUUAAAAAUCUCAUUGCGCGAAAUGGCACAAGCGAAAGUACGUUACGUAUUUUUAUUUCUUUUUAUCAAGUAUAUAAAGAGGAUGGUCAAAAUAGGCGUUGUUUUCUAAAUAUAUAAUGUAUAAUUAUAUUGGUUAUGUAUAAAACGUAGUUCUCAAUGUAUAUUGUAUGUAUAUUUAAUUAAUUAGGAACCUGAGCAAUCGACUAUUAAUAAACAUUAAAGUAACAUUAAAACAUUUUUCUUUUCAACCCCUCCCUUGUUAAAUUUUUGUAUAGUAAAAAAAAAGACUAAUAUUUGUUAAAGAGUCAAAAAAUAUUAUAAAUAGUUUUUCACCUUUCAAUUUAUACGUACUUAUAAUGGAUUUUAUAUAAUAAAAAAAAAAAAAUUAAAAAAAAAGGUAAAAAAAAAUUAUAGAUUUGUAUUUUCAAGUAAUUGGACAUCUUUCCAUUUUUAUAUAAAAAGUUAACACAUUUAAUUCCAGGUUUAUGACUUGAAAAUAUUUCUAUGCUAUAUUUUAGGAAUUAAAUAUAAAGAAACGCUAUGAAUUUAUCUAGAUAGCUGUAAUUAUUGUCCGCCAUUUUGACAUGACUAUAUGAAGCUGAAAAAUGGCGGGAAAGCUUAAUUUUUUUUCUUUUUUUUUAAGUAAAACCACGUAGUCGAUUGCUCAGACCAUUCUUAUACGUUUAGUAUUGUCAUUCUGAUAUUAGUUUAGUAUAGAAUGACGUAAGUAAUGUUGCUUCUGAAUGAGUCUGAUUCAAUGUAACUAUGUCAUGAAUGUUAAGGUAAGCAUUCUGAAAGUAGCGAUAAUCUAUAGAGAUAGACAAUGGUGAUUUGUCGCCCCGUGAAAGCAGCAUAACCGAUUUUUAUUACAUAUUUGAGCUUUUACGCAGGUCUUAAGGCGACAAACUGGACGACCAGUCGACGUGAACCACAGUCUGUCUCUUUAUAUUCUUGCUGUGUUCGGAACGUCAACUUUUCAGAUGAGUUUCAAUUUAUAACGUUUCGUUUAAUCAUAAUAUUCAGAUAAUAAAUACCGAAGUAGUAUAUUUGCAAGGUAGCACGCGCAGAAUGUGUUGAAUAGCCGCGUUGUAGACUGACACGAGUUACUAAACUAUUUUUGUAAUAAAAACAUAUUUUGUUUGACCGAAUUUAGCGACAAGGGGCUUGUGCAUAACCGCUAACAUUGAUUACCUAGCUUGAUCGCUCAACAGCUCAAAGUCCUUAACCUAGAAAAAAAAAAAAAAACUGUCACAUCAUAUUUAUGUAGGUGUAUUUUGUAUUGGUUCCUGAUAUUCAUACCAGUUGUAAGUUAUCCCAAAGUGAAAGAUAUUCUUUUGGGACAACCGAAAUCGUACGUAGUGUAAAAGCCAGUGUUGCCAUGUACAACCACAGUUUUAAUCGAAAAUAUUCAUAUAUGGCAACGCUGGCACUUUAAAUCUAUUAUUUAAUCAUUCAUUUAUUGUAAAUAAUAAGAACAGAAAUAAAAAAAAAAAAGUUUUAUUCAUUUAGUUAGUUGUGUAAUUUAAUAUAAAAUGCUUUUUAAUUAUUUAACUAAAGCGGUCGUUACUAUAUUAGUAAAAAAUAAAAAAAAAAUCCAUAGAAUUUAAAAAAAUAUGGAGGUAUAUGUUUCAAUCCAUAAAAAUUCUUGGAUGUACAUUAUUAUAUGUUAAUUGUGGCAAGAGAAAUCACUUAUAGCUUGCGCGUUCGACUACAUUUUGAGGAUUGGUUUUUUCGAUGUUCAAUUAUGUUUUUUUUUUUUUAGAUAUUGACUGUGAUCGGCUAUGUUUUUAAAUUAAUAAAGUGCACGCGUGCUGCACUGCGAUCUCGUUUGUGAUAUCUGUGCAAAAAAACCAGUCCUCACUUUAAAAAAAAAAAAGAUAAUGUUAAAUAUUGUCUAUAAGUUAUAUCGAAUCUAUGAAUUUAAUUGCAGUUUUUAGGCAUUUUGCGUGUACGUUAUACUAAAGUUCUGCCAUACAUUAUGAUGUGGGUCCCUUACGUUCUCUACACUACGUUUUUCCUUCGCCCUUUUAGAAUAAAAGUAAUUAAUUACUUUACAAGUAAUAUUAUUUAUAAUAGCAUAUAAUGACUUUACAGCGGAGUUUUAUAUUUCUAAUACAUUAUAGUUGCGUCUUAUGUACUAUAGAGAGCUAUUCGCAGACUUUGGUCUUUUUUUAAGAGGUGUAAAACAUUGGUUAGGUUUUUAAAGAUUGUAAUAUGACUAUAGGCCGGAUAAUUUCGUGUUUCACGAAGCAAAGAAAGCUGUAUAAUUGCUUCUUUGCCUGUAUUUGUUUUUUAUUAGUUUACUAGCUGUCGUUUAAAUUAAAUAAUACGUUUGUGCGUAUGCGAUAUCUGUAUAUGUACAUUAAUGAGAUUGCCAGAAUUUUGUGGCAUCUAUUUUUUAUUCUUCCAUGAUGGAAAAUUUUAUUACGUCAUUGUUGUUUCGUACCCACGUAACAUAUUCCACACUAACAUGUUAUGCGCAAUUUGUAUUGAUAGAGGAUUUUGUACAUAAUGCAAGUGACUUGUAUGCAAGUUGCUUGUAACUUGUAUAUUAAAAACAAUUGGCUUGCAAGUUGUAUGUUUACGUAGGUUAAUUGCUCGCGAGUUUACAAGUUCUGCUUGCAUUCAAAUUGCUUGCAUUUGGAUACAAGUCGCAAGAAAUUCUAGAAUUUUCGAUUUACAUAGAAAUUUUGUAAUUUGUGAAAAUAAUAAAAUUUUUGUCAUGUUA